Messenger RNA from Vigna angularis (adzuki bean), 1314 nucleotides. Its product is annotated as histone H1. Bases 113 to 976 code for a protein of 287 amino acids. Gene Ontology annotation, molecular function: double-stranded DNA binding; structural constituent of chromatin; nucleosomal DNA binding. Gene Ontology annotation, biological process: nucleosome assembly; chromosome condensation; negative regulation of DNA recombination. NCBI's taxonomy places the organism in Eukaryota, Viridiplantae, Streptophyta, Magnoliopsida, Fabales, Fabaceae. Gene Ontology annotation, cellular component: nucleosome; nucleus. The record is from RefSeq and is a predicted model, not a curated record. The transcript is spliced from 2 exons.
CUUCUUUCACACAGAAAUUCCAAUUACCAUUGCAUUUCCAAUUUCAACGUUGUGACACAGAUCCCAAUUCCCAAAUCUUCCUCCUAGUCCAACCUUAAACUCAGUCUUUUCCAUGGCAACGGAAGAACCCACUGUCGUUGUGGAACCCGCACCCGAGCCUGCUGCCACCGAGUCUCCGCCGGAGGAGAAGGAGGAGCCCAAAUCCGAAGCCAAGGCUAAGAAGACCAAGGAACCCAAACCUAAGAAGGUUUCUAGGCCCCGUAAUCCUCCAACUCAUCCUUCAUACGAAGAGAUGAUCAAAGAUGCAAUUACCUCUUUGAAGGAGAAAACUGGUUCCAGCCAGUAUGCCAUUGCGAAGUUCGUUGAGGAGAAGCACAAACAGCUUCCCGCAAACUUCAGGAAGCUUCUUCUAUACCACUUGAAGAAGCUUGUUGCCGCUGGAAAGCUGGUCAAAGUCAAAGGCUCCUUCAAGCUUCCGUCUACCAGGCCUGCCCCUUCUUCCCCGGCCAAGAAGAAGCCAGCAGCUGCUAAGCCCAAGCGUAAGCCCAAGCCCAAGCCUGCUGCCAAGGCCAAAGAUACCAAGACUGCUAAGUCAAAGGCACCUGCUAAGGCAAAACCUGCUGCCAAGCCUAAGGCCAAGGCUCCAGCCAAGUCCAAACCUGCCGCAAAGCCCAAGGCUGCUCCCAAGCCUAAGGCUGCCGCUGCCAAGCCGAAGGUCACUAAGCCAGCCGCUAAGCCCAAGCCAGCAGCAGCCAAGCCCAAAGCUGCUAAGCCUGUUGCAAAGCCCAAGGCUAAGCCUGUGAAGGCUGCCAGGACUUCUACUAGGACUUCACCAGGGAAGAAAGCCCCUGCCGCUAAGCCCGCGCCGAAGAAAGUGGCGGCAGCUGCGAAGAAAGCUCCAGUGAAGAGUGUGAAGCCCAAGAGUGUAAAGUCUCCGGCGAAAAAGACUGCUACCAAAAGAGGGGGUAGGAAGUGAAGAGGUGGUGGUGGAUAGAGUUGUUUAGGGUUAGUGUUGUGAAGUUUAUUGUCCUUUUGGUGGUGUAGUUGGGGUUACAGAUGUUCCUAUAACAUAUGAAAUCGAUUUUAUGAAACCUUUGUUGUUGUUUUUUUUUUUUUUAUAAUUUUUUAGUUUGAAUCCUUUCCAGGUUCGACCUAGGAUUAAUAUAAAGCUUCUAGCUCUAGCUAAAUGAGUUAAUCAUAAAUGUAUCUUAGAGUGAAGUUUCUCUCCAUUACAGUAUCUUUGAUGGAUCAAUGUAGUAUAAGCGCCCUUUCACAUUGCAAUGGAUUAGUAGUUACAUGUUUCUUUGUAUGAAA